This is a messenger RNA of Linum trigynum, 6670 nucleotides long. The record is from the annotation of a GenBank genome assembly. Lineage: Eukaryota; Viridiplantae; Streptophyta; Magnoliopsida; Malpighiales; Linaceae.
GCAGUGGUGAUUCAAAAGAGAUUUCUUGAACGAGAACUUAGUGAUCUGUAUUACCAAGAGGAAUUAAUGUGGAAACAACGUUCUCGGGCAGACUGGCUAAAGGAGGGAGACAAAAACACUAAUUUCUUUCACCGUAAAGCUACUGAUCGUCAAAAAGGAAUAUGAUCUCCAAGAUUCAAGGUUUGGAUGGUAUCUUCAAGAAGGACAUGAGAACGUAACUCAAAUCAUGUUGGAAUUUUAUCAGACCCUAUUCAAAGCAAGACCAAAUUCUCACGGGAACGAGGUGGUGAAUGCAGUAAAGAGGAAAGUUACCCCCUGAGAUGAAUGCUUACAUAUUGAAACUGUUUGAAGCAAAUGAAGUUUGGAGAGCUCUUAAGCACAUGGAUCCUUUGAAAUCUCCUGGCCCUGCUGGAAUGUCGGCUUUAUUUUUCCACAAGAAUUGGACAACUGUGGGACCUGCAGUCACUACAAAAUUACAGUCAUAUUUAGAGAGUGGCCAGAUUCUAGAAAGUCUCAACCAAACUUUGUUGGCACUUAUUCUGAAGACCAAGUCACUAGAGACUCCAAUGGAGUUUCAGCCUAUUAGCCUUUGUAAAGUUCUAUAUAAGAUCCUCUCCAAGGUCCUAGCAAAUUGAUUGAAGGGUAUCCUAAAUGAGGUAAUUAUAGAGAACCAAAGUGUGUUUGUCCCGGAGAGAUUCAUAAUAGACAAUGUAAUGUUGGAGUUUGAAUGCUUCAAUGCCAUGAAGAACAUAAAAGUGGGAAAUUAAGGUUUUGUAGCUACCAAGCUCGACAUUGCCAAGGCGUAUGACAUUUAAAGCUUGGUUUUGACACUAGAUGGGUCAAUCUGAUCAUGCAAUGUGUUAAAAUAAUAUCCUAUUCGAUCCUCAUUAAUGACCACACUCUGACGUUAUCUAGCCUACCAGAGGACUGAGGUAGGGAGAUCCUAUCUCCCCGUACCUCUUCUUCUUAUGUGCUGAAGGCCUAUCAACAUUGUUGAAUAAGGCAAUAAAAAGGAAGGGAAACUAAAAGGAAUGCAAGUGAGCUCUAAUGGACCUGCUAUUUCACUUUUUUUUUUCUUUUUUUCCAGAUGACAGUAUUUUCUUCUUUGAAAACAAAAGAGAACAAGGUGAAGCUAUGAAAAGGAUACUUAAACAGUAUGAGGAGGCAUCAAGCCAGCAAGUCAUUUUCCCAAAGUCUGAGCUAUCUUUCAGUUGUAAUGUUAAGGAAGAAGAACGUGAAAUGAUGGCCACCAUUCUGGGAAUGAAGCAAGUCCUAUAUCAUGACAAGUAUCUUUGGCUACCCACUACUAUUGGGAGAUCAAAGAAGGUAGUGUUUACACAACUUAUCGACAGAGUUUGCAAGAAAGUAAAAAUGUGAAAGAGUAAGACCCUAUCCAAUGCUGCCAAGAAAGUACUGAUUUAGGUCAUUGCCCAAGCCCAUAAUACCUAUGUUAUGUCUGAUUUUCUCAAAUCUCAGGGGCUGAUUCAGGAACUACAAUGACUCAUAGCAGGAUUCUGAUGGGUUCAAAAGAAAGAAGAAAAAAAAAGGAUUCACUAGAUGAACUGUGAGAGGCUAAGCAAACCGAAGAGUGAAGGAGGUAUGGGAUUCAAAGACCUUCAUGGUUUUAACAUAGCUCUAUUGGGAAGACAGAUCUGGAACCUUAUUAAGAAUCCUCAACCGUUGGUGAGUAGAGUUCUUAAAGCCAAGUGCUAUCCAAAUUGUGACUUUCUGGAGAAUGAACUAUGACAAAAUCCAGGUAUAUCUGGUAUAGUAUUAUGGCGGCACAACCACUAAUGAAAGAAGGGAUAAGGUGCAGGAUUGGAAAUGGAGAAUAGGUUCGUGUCUAGUGGGAUAGAUGGGCCCCAACUAGUCCCAACUUUAAGGUUGAAUCCGUUGUUUCAUUGUUGGGACUAUAUGAAAAGUUGUCUGAGUUAAUUGAACAUGUCCGAAAGGAUUUGGAAAAGCACUGUGUUGCAGUCUAAUUUUCAUAUGAAGGAUCGAGUAAGAAUUUCCAGAUUCCCCUAUCAAGAAGAUAGCAACCAGACGUUUGUGUGUGGGGGCGGGACAAACUAGGCAAGUACACUGUAAAAACUGGGUAUCAUGAGUGGAUUAUGUGGAAGGAACACAAUAAUCACUUGUUCAACAACCCUAAACUUGAGGAAAGUGAAGUAAUCGCCAGAUCGCAGAGUUACCUAGAGGAAUAUUGGAGCUUCAUGCAAAGGGAAAUCAGGUGAAAGGACCUCAUCAGGUGGUGAAGUGGGAUAAGCCGAGAAGGGGGGAACUGAAGGUAAAUGUCGACGCAUCCAACGUGAAGGAGGGAGGAACUAAAACGGGAAUGAUGGUAAGCGACGAGGAAGGGAGAUUUGUAAUGGCGGCGGUGAAGCGAACGAGGGUGGAUUGGGAGCCAGAGCUUGCAGAAGCUCAGGCGGUGCUCAGGGGACACGAGAGGAAGCCCAAUCCUUUUGGAAUCGAAUUGUCAAUCACUGAUUCAUAAAUUGGACAGGGAAGAGGUGAAUGAAACUGAAUUGGGGGUGGCGGUGGCCGAGAUACGAGAGCUGAGGUCAGAAUUUGGUGAAGUAAGCUGGAGAUUCUAGGAAAGGAAAGGCAAUGGAGCUGCCCAUCAAAUGGCUAAGAGUGAGUUGCAGGUGGGAAGAAACUGAAGUAUGGGCAGAUAGACCCCCUUGUUUUCAUCCUUCAAACUCUUACGAAGGACUGUAUUGGCAUUUUGCCAGCUUUAAUAAAAGACCCAUGCCCAUUAUGAAAAAAAAAAACAAACAAAUGUCGGUGAGUUAUUAAAAAAAAAAUCGCAAAAACGGCGCAUCCCUAGUUUGCUUCCAUUGUACUCUUUGCCGCUAUUGGGAAAAUCCCCGCGAAAACCAGAGACACUUCCGUUCCUUGCUUUUUCUCUUGUUUCUCGCCGUUGUGCUUCAGUGUCCUGCAGCAUCCCACUCCGUCAUCUCCCCGAGAUCGUUUCGCCCAGCUCGGGUUCAGAGGGCCGUUACUUGAGAGCUCCCAGCUCAUAGUGAAUCGCCAUGGAACUCAGUUACUGUGUGGUGUUCUAAUGUCACAUUGAUGCAAAAUCCCUAAACAGUGCGAGAAUUUCCGUCCUGCUCUACUUGGAGAUGGGGAAAAGAAGUAGCGUAAUGAUUAUAUCAUCGGAUGACGAUGAAGAUAGUCCGAGGUCGUCGAGUAGGAGGACUCGUAGCCACAAGAAGAUUAAACCGAAGCAGCAGUUGCUCACUCUUACUAACCCUAGGGAACCGAAGACGACGAAGAAGAAACCUAACAUUUCGAAUAGUUCCCAACCACGAUUGAGCAGAGAAUCCAGCUUCGUGGAUGAGAUCAGAUUAUCAUUUGAAGAAUUCGAUCAAUGCUUGUCUCGGUCAAAGGUAUCAUCCGGUUCUGGGAGUACGAACGCCGGUGAACUAUGGGUGGAUAAGUAUAAACCCCAGGGUUUGGAAGAACUUGCUGUGCACAAGAAGAAGGUAGAGGAAGUUAAGAGAUGGUUUGAGGAAAAAUUGAACGCUUCGAAGGGGAGUUCCGAGAGUAACGUUCUCAUCAUAACUGGACAAGCAGGGGUCGGGAAGUCUGCAACCAUCCGUGUUAUGGCAUCUCAAUUUGGAGUCACAUUGUAUGAAUGGAACACGCCUAUCCCUACAACAUGGCGUGAGCAUGUGCAUAAUUCUGAUACAGGAAUACGAUACACCUCAAAGUUGGAUGAAUUUGUUAACUUUGUUGAGAAAAUAAGGAAAUAUGGGUUACUUCCUUCGUCCAUUAGUAUAGCACCCAAGGAAUUGUUUGUACUCUUGAUCGAUGAUCUUCCUUUGGUAAACGGACGAACUGCUUUGGAGAAGCUUCAAAACUGCUUGCUUAUUCUUACAAGAUCAGCUCAACUACCAACUGUUGUCGUGGUCACUGACGGUGGCAAAGAAGAUUCAGCAGACCAAGCUUCCCGAUGCUUGGAAGAACUUCAGAAUUCUGUUCAGAGUGCUGGGGCUAGUAAGGUUGCGUUUAACCCUAUCACUCAUAAUUCAAUGAAGAAGGUGCUUACCAGAAUAUGCAUCCAGGAGCAAUAUAAUGUAUCUGCAGAUCAGAUUAAUCUGAUAGCCAAAGCCAGUGGGGGUGAUAUCAGACAUGCAAUUACAUCUUUACAGCUCUUUUGUGUUAAGCCAGAUCCAAAGGAAAAUGUUUCAUUGCUCAGUUCCAGCUUGAGUUGCUCAAGUGUAAACGCUGAAGAAAUAGAUGAUUUGGUCAAUGGGGUUUCUUCACUUUUCGGCAAAGACGAGACUCUCUCGUUAUUCCAUGCCCUGGGAAAGUUUCUUUAUAACAAAAGAGAAACUGAAGUUAGUCUCACAUUGGACCAAGAUGCAUUUCUGGUACAGGAAAAGUUCUACAGGUUCCCAUUGCAAAUGGAAGCUCCGGAAAAGGUUCUUUCUCAAUCACACGGGCAAGCAAGACAAAUUGCUGAUUUUCUUCAUGAAAAUAAUUUGGAUUUCAUAAGUGAUCAAGCGAUGGAGGAUGCCUGGGAAGUAGCCACUUAUUUAAGUGAUGCAGACUUGCUGCUGUCUUCCUUCAGAGCACUGCUGGCCAGACACAACGAGGCGGAGCAUAAUGUACUUCAGUCAGCUGCAGCAUCAGUUGCUUGUCGUGGAGUGUUAUUUGGCAAUGCUCACCCUUCACCUCGCAGGUGGCAUUCCAUUCGGAAGCCAAAGCUAUGGCAGGUGGAGCGUUCAAUGCUAGAUAAUAAAAAACAGAUUGGAACACAGAGGUUUGUGGCGUAUGGUGGACGCAGCUCCAUGGAUCUGACAGGCUUGGCUAUCGAGUACACAAGCAUGUUAAGGUUGCAAGGAAAUAGAGCGUCUGGUCAUGGGUUAAACCAAAGCGCUGACAUUACCGAUUUCGAGGAAGCAAGCGAGAUGUCUGAUGAUGGGAUUGAAGAUUUCAGUGACUAGGAAAGGAACAUCGGCGAGGGAUCAUUUCUUGCUGUUGUUAAUGAAAAGUAAAUUUGUAGUCACUGAGCAGAAGUUAAGUUGUUUCCUUCUUUUUGUUUUUUAUUCUAUUCAGUGAUUUUUCAACUUGAGUUUUAUACCCCGCUGAUUCAUAUACCAACCAUCUGGGGUUUAUUUGUUUGCUUCUUUUCUCUGGCGCAGGUGUUAAAUUGUUACAACCAGAACUUGUGCGUUAAAUAUCCAAAUUAAGGACUUGUUUCUGUUAAAUGAUAAAUUGAACCCAAAAAAAAAAAAAACACAAAUCCUAUGGGUGGCCAAGUGUUAAGAGAACAGCGCCUGAUCAUACUCGAGUAUCAUCAUACUCCCAAGAAUUAGGCUCACUGCUCUGGAAGAAUGCGAAGAACCGUCUCGCUCUCGCUUCACUCAGUGGAACGAUUCAGCUAGCCUAGUCAAUGAUCAAUCACAACAGAUAGCUGUUGUGAAUGCACUUUUCGAUAGGUUGGAGGGCCUUUUUGACGAAAUGUUGCAAUGGAUGGCUGGCUUGAAUCAACAAUGACGAGUGGGGAAUGUUGCCGGCGAGGAAGGUCCGUUGGUGAAUCAACAUGGUGGUCGAGGCAUUUCACUGGCAUCACUUGUGAGUGGUAAAGCUAAAUCGGAAGGUUCCUUUCCAACCGGCACCAGAAAGUUUUUUGUUGCGGUUGAACUAUCGUCGGGUCAAGGGGUCUUCUCAUCACUUGUUCGAGGAAAUGUCAAGAUGAAGGCUAGCCAUACAUCACGAGGUCGUGUGAUAACACAUAAAAUAGGUGUUGUUUGGCCUUUAUUCUCGAGGCAAUUGCGAGAUAAAUCACCGUGUUUAGGCCACAUAUCAAGUUAGUUUAAGCCUAUUUUCGUUCAUAUCUGCAAAACAUCCAUUUUGGCAUGGAUUAGCUUGAUAUGAAGGUUUUCAUGGGGAAAUCGACUCGACUUUGUCGUAUUUUAUGCUUUUCCAGUGUUUUUAAUGUAAUUUCAAGACUUAAAGUCAUCUAAGAUUGAUCGGGAACCGUUUGCAGUUCAUCCGAGCACGAUUGAGAAGCAUAGGAGCAAGAAGGGGAGAAAAAGCAGAGGUCACGGCCACGUCACAACCCUUGACCAGGUGGUGACCAUGUUCGUGGCCAUGAAUAGAGGGCUCGAACUUCAGCAAGCAGCAAACAGAGGGCGGAAAGUUUUGACACUUGGAUCGCAGCCAAGUUGCUUUUCGACCGUGAUAAAGAUCAUGCCCGUGACACCAAAGAUCGCAACCAUGAUCUCAUGAUGGAGGUUGGGAUCUCGGAACUUGAAGAUGAAGUGAAAACCCGAAGUUUCGGUCGAUUCGGAGCCGUUCCAGGCUGGUCACGCCUCGAGGUUGUGACCAGCACUAGCAGCCUAUAAAUGCCCCUUUUUCUUCACUUGGCGAAGGAGAGUUGACCUAGAGUGAGAAAUUUUGGAUUUUGUGCAGUUUUUAGAGAGGGAAACACCUUGGGAGAGGUUUAUUGAAGAUUCAAUCCACUCAAGCAGCAAGGACUAGAUGCAAGCAAGGAGGAAAAGAUGAUUCCCAUCCCUCCUCUUCUUAGUUUGUAUUCUCUCUCUCUCUCUCUGACUUGAAUCUCUAAGGUUGUCUAGGAAAGAUGAAUCCUAGCUUAUAGUUUGUAUGUGUGUUUAUGAAUGUAUAUGCUUGUUUUAGUAAAUAUAUUUUUCAUUUAUGC